AUAAAUGUCACUGUCAUUCAUCUUAAAAAAAAGGGGAUUGAUUUUAAUUUAAGACCAGUGAUUUAGAUUUUUCUACUUUUCUAGACUUGAUUUUGACUCGAUUGUGUACCUAGAUCUAAAGUCAUUCACAAAUUGAUUUUCUUUCAUCGGUUGAAGAUUGCAGGCUCUAAUUAAAUUUGGCGCGCCGUUGUUUACUCUGCAAAUAGUAACCAAGAAAGAAAAAAACAUGGAAUUCAAUUUGGGUUUCAUUGGUGGUGGUAAUAUGUCUACAGCGAUUGUGAAAGGAAUCCUCAAAAGUGGAGUCCACAACCCAUCCAAGAUUUGGGUCUCAGGCCCAAAUAUUGAAAAUCUAAUACACUGGAGUGUUAUGGGUGCUAAUGUUACUUCCAAAAAUGGAGAGGUGUAUGACAACUGCGAUAUUAUUUUCCUUGGUGUGAAAGUAACUAAGUUACAUGAUGCCCUCAAAGGUAUUCAGAUGCAUGCGAACUCAACAGACAAACAAGUCGUGUUUGUGUCUAUGUUGCCUGGGAUGCAAAUAAAAGAACUUCAUAAGAACAUCAAAACAUACUUGAACAGUGAUGUACAUAACGUGAUAAGAAUAAUGCCCAACACUCCGAUGACAGUUGGAGCUGGCAUAUGCUUAUACACACCUGACUCUAAAGUCAGUGCUCAGCAAUGUUCACUACUAGAAAAACUUGUGGGUGGUUCUGCACUUUGUGAGAAGAUUCCAGAAGAUUUGAUGGACUCCUUGGGUGCAUUAACUGCUUGUGCGCCAGCUUAUAUGUAUGUUGUGAUUGAGGCGUUGGCAGAUGGGGCCGUGAAGCAAGGGGUGCCAAGAGCAAUGGCGUUACGUCACGCUGCACAGAUGGUUGUUGGCAGUGGCCAGAUGGUGUUACAAUCUGGAAAACACCCUGGACUACUGAAGGAUGAAGUUUGUUCACCUGGUGGAUCCACAAUAUGCGGUAUCGCUGAACUUGAAAAGGGUGGAUUACGGGCAACAUUAAUCAAAGCAAUUGAAGCUUCGACCAUCAAGAAUAAAGAACUUGGACAAUAGAGAUAUAAGAAAAUAACCAUAAACACUUAAUACACUGAAUCUCAUUUAAUACUCUUUGAAUAUAAUACAAUACAUUAGCUUUAUAAACAACCAUGUCUAUUGUGAUCAUCAUAUAAUCAUAUCAUAUCUAUCAUAGUAGUUUAUAGCGCUAAUGAUAUUGUAUACCACACAUUCUGAUAAGUCAGUAUUAUUGUGAAAACCUCUCAUUUAAAUGACGAAGGCACAUUCUUUCAUAUAUCAAAUUAGCUUGAGUCUAUGUAAAGUUUAUUUGGGCAUACCUUAUGUUAUUGUUGUGAUCUAGAAAUCUUAUAGAAGUGUUGCUUUAAAUGUAUAUUAGGAUUAAUUAAGAUUCUUAACAUUUUUAGCUGUCUAUUUAUUUUUUAUGUGGAUAUAAUCAACUUCAUACAUACCUCAUAAAAUAACACAUUUUGACAAGUAUUAUGUUGGGUACUCAUUUAUAAAAUAAGUGAAUUUGUGUUUGUGUACUAUUAUUUAUUUAAAAAUAGAUUUGAUCUAUUGUUUGUAUUAUAAGGAAUAUAAAAUUUAUUUUAUUGUUAUACCAUUUAUACAAAUUACUUGAGCUAAACCACCGCAUAAAUAACUGUGUUACUUUUGUCUUAGAAAUAAGAUUAAGUAGUUAAAAAAGGAAAGACCAGUAACAUAUACGCUAACAGCAGAUUUAUAUAACCUAAUCCGUUGAUUUCAUUCAAAUCACAUUCAAAUCUUUAAACAGAUGGAUAGGUUAUAGAAAUCUACAAUACAAGGUGCGCCCAGUAUGAAGUUUUUAUGUAAGACAGUCACGUUGCUACAGUCAAUAGUGCAUUCAAUGGCUUUCGCGCCAAUAUGCGCACUUUUUUUACUAACCUUUUUUAUGCAGACUACGUCAUUAUACUCUGAUUACCAUCAAUGUGCGUAUGACGCAACAUAUGUGACGUCAUUAAAGAUGACCUUCUGCAUUGAUUUAUGUACCUAUAUUUGUACCUGCUAAGUGCUAUGUAAACCUAAGGUAUUAGCACAAUGUGAUUUAUUUCAAUAUUAUAUAAGGUGUUUCAUGUGAAAUUAAAUUUUUAUUUGCCUGUA
Messenger RNA from Helicoverpa zea (corn earworm), 2134 nucleotides. It is a transcript of the gene P5cr, whose product is annotated as pyrroline-5-carboxylate reductase 3-like. The transcript is spliced from 6 exons. Bases 227 to 1054 code for a protein of 275 amino acids. Gene Ontology annotation, biological process: L-proline biosynthetic process. The record is from RefSeq and is a predicted model, not a curated record. Lineage: Eukaryota; Metazoa; Arthropoda; Insecta; Lepidoptera; Noctuidae. Gene Ontology annotation, molecular function: pyrroline-5-carboxylate reductase activity.